This is a messenger RNA of Glossina fuscipes, 4602 nucleotides long. It is a transcript of the gene su(r), whose product is annotated as dihydropyrimidine dehydrogenase [NADP(+)]. The transcript is spliced from 10 exons. Gene Ontology annotation, biological process: 'de novo' pyrimidine nucleobase biosynthetic process; uracil catabolic process; thymine catabolic process. Bases 943 to 4050 code for a protein of 1035 amino acids. Lineage: Eukaryota; Metazoa; Arthropoda; Insecta; Diptera; Glossinidae. The record is from RefSeq and is a predicted model, not a curated record. Gene Ontology annotation, cellular component: cytosol; cytoplasm. Gene Ontology annotation, molecular function: iron-sulfur cluster binding; NADP binding; dihydropyrimidine dehydrogenase (NADP+) activity.
AAAGAAAGGAGAAAACCAAGUGCAUAUUCAUGGCGCGCCAUCUGCAUUAUGCAGCGGGCGAUUGGCGAAAAGAUAAACAGCAAUUGGCAGAAAUUUAGCGGAAAAUCGGAUUAACGAAUUAACAAUGAUGUGAUGUAAUACUUUCCUCCUCAAGCCAUGUGUCAACUUUACAUAAAAUUGCGACCAUUAGCUUUAGAGUUACGAUCGCUGUAGUGAAUCUAAACACGAAAUGCAGUUUUUCGAUUGUUUCGCGAAAACAAAAAUAGUGAAAACGCAUCAUAAAUUCAAAAAGAGCCUGCUGCGCAGUUACGAGAAGGUGAAGAAAUAAAUUCAGAUUGAUUGCGUAUGCUGGGAACGCAAAAAGACAUGAAGUGGGUUCCGUAUGAACUAACUGAGAAGAACAAAACUCACAAAGUUGACAUCUGCAUGCAAUGGCUAAUCCGUCAUAAGAAUAUGGAUUAUGUUCAUAUAAUUACUACAGGCGAUGAAAAAUGGAUCUUUAACGACAAUCCUAAACGAAGAAAACCACCGGUUAAUUCAGGACAACCAUUCGCAUUUCUUAUAAAGGUGAAAGUGUGCCACUGUGCGUUUAGUGGGAUUGGAAAGGAAUCAACUACCACUUCUUUCUUCAGGAAAGAAAACCAUUUAGGAGUAAAGGACCCCGAAAAUUGAUUUUGCUUAAUAACAAUGCUCGUUUGCUUGCAGCAAAAACAACCGGAGCUUGCUCCUGUGUUCGCCACUUGUUAAGAUGGAAGUAGUCAUAUUUAUUAGAUCAACCAUUCACAAAGGUUGAAGAUGUGCGAAAAUGUCUCGAAGAACAAUUCACCAUAUCGUUUCUACAGCGAAUGGAUCUGUAAAGUACCUUAUAAAAAGUAAAUCUUAGAUGGUGAUGGCGAAUGUUUCAAUUAGCAAAUAUAUUAAUUGCUUUAUUGACAAUCAGCAAUGGAUUCACCCAUUUUAUUAAGCAAAGAGCUACCGGACAUUGAAAACUUGCUUAAUUUAAAUCCUCGCGUUAAAACCCAAUGCACGGUUGUGCCUACAGCGCUUACAAAAAUUACUAAAAAACAUUGGAAACGUAACGACGAUCAUAGCGCCGCGGAUGGCCCACGACUUUGUAAUAAUUUUGAAGACAUCAAACGUACCACCUUAUCAGAGAGAGCAGCCUUAAGGGAGGCAGCUCGCUGCUUAAAAUGUGCGGAUGCCCCAUGCCAGAAAUCAUGCCCCACUCAAUUGGAUAUUAAAAGCUUUAUAACGAGUAUCGCAAAUAAAAAUUACUACGGAGCCGCUAAAGCGAUAUUUUCUGAUAAUCCUUUGGGUUUGACCUGUGGUAUGGUUUGCCCUACCAGUGAUUUAUGCGUGGGCGGUUGUAAUCUUCAGGCCACGGAAGAGGGACCUAUCAAUAUUGGCGGUUUGCAGCAAUUUGCUACAGAUGUUUUUCGUCAAAUUGGUAUCAAGCAAACAAAAUCAUCUUUUCAAAAGCAACCUAAACAACCGCACAAAAAAAUUGCUUUGUUAGGGGGUGGACCCGCUUCUCUAUCUUGUGCCACGUACUUAGCACGUUUAGGUUACAAAGACAUCACAAUUUAUGAGAAACGUUCUUAUUUAGGUGGUUUAAGUUCUUCGGAGAUCCCUCAGUACCGUUUACCUAUACAUGUUGUUAACUUUGAAAUACAAUUAGUUCAGGAUUUGGGAGUAAAAAUUGAAACUAAUCGGCAACUAUCCACAAAGGAUAUAACUGUGAAACAACUUUUGUCUGCUAAUCAUGUGGUGUUCUUGGGCAUUGGGUUGCCUGAACCUAAAACCCUGCGUAUCUUCGAGGGCUUAUCUGAGUCGAGCGGCUUCUACACUUCUAAAAGUUUUCUUCCUCGGGUAGCUGAUGGUUCUAAACCUGGGUUAUGUUCAUGUAAAGCCGACACCAUCUUACCUCAACUUUACGGCAAUGUCAUCGUUUUAGGUGCGGGUGAUACUGCUUUUGAUUGUGCUACAUCAGCGCUGCGUUGUGGCGCUAAACGUGUUUUUGUUGUGUUUCGUAAGGGCUCCUCUGGCAUAAGAGCUGUACCUGAAGAGAUAGAAUGCGCUCGCGACGAAAGAUGUGAAUUAUUGCCAUACCUGACACCGCGUAAAGUUUUGUUAAAUUACGGAAAAAUCGUGGGCAUGCAAUUUUGCCGCACUGAACAAAACGAAAAUGAUCUAUGGGUGGAAGAUGAAGAGCAAAUCACUGUCCUGAAGACCAAUUUUGUUAUAUCAGCUUUUGGUUCUGGCGUAUGGGACAAAGAUGUCAUUGCAGCCAUGGCUCCCGUACCAUUAACUAAAUCGAAUUUACCUAGAUUCAACCCAAAAACUUUAGAAACAUUAGUACCCGGUGUAUUUUGUGGUGGUGAUUUAGCAGGUACUGCUGACACAACUGUGGAAUCAGUUAAUGAUGGCAAGGUAGCUGCCUGGAGCAUACACUGCCAUUUGGAAGGUCUAUCCCCAAACUGUCCUGCACAGUUGCCAUUAUUCUAUACUCACAUCGACAAUGUAGACCUAUCAGUGGAAAUAUGUGGUUUAAAGUUUGAAAAUCCUUUUGGGUUGGCUUCAGCCCCACCUACUACAAAUGCAGCUAUGAUUCGUCGAGCUUUCGAACAAGGUUGGGCUUUUGCGGUGACUAAGACUUUCGGUCUUGACAAAGAUUUGGUAACCAAUGUUUCGCCGCGUAUUGUACGUGGUGUUACUUCCGGUUAUCACUAUGGGCCUCAACAGAGUUCUUUUCUAAAUAUUGAGUUGAUUUCAGAGAAGAAAUGUGAAUACUGGUUCCGUUGUAUAACUGAAUUGAAAAAUGAUUUUCCUUCUAAGAUCAUAAUUGCAAGCAUUAUGUGUCAAUACUCAGAAGCAGAUUGGACCGAUUUGGCAAGCAAGGCUGAAGCGAGUGGAGCUGAUGCUUUAGAAUUAAACUUAUCUUGCCCCCACGGCAUGGGUGAAUCUGGUAUGGGUUUAGCAUGUGGUCAAGACCCGGAGUUAGUAGAAAAUAUUUCAAAAUGGGUACGGAAAGCUGUAAAAAUACCGUUCUUUGUUAAACUUACUCCAAACAUUACCGACAUUGUGAGCAUUGCAAUUGCAGCUAAAAAAGGCCAAGCGGACGGUGUGUCCGCCAUUAACACUGUGCAGGGCCUAAUGAGCUUAAAGGCGAAUACUACACCUUGGCCAGCGGUGGGAGUGGAAAAAAAAACUACUUAUGGAGGAGUUUCCGGUAAUACUACCAGACCUAUGGCCCUGAGAGCAAUUUCCGCUAUUGCGAAUAAAUUGCCUGGUUUUCCUAUACUUGGUAUAGGUGGCAUUGAUUCAGGAGAAGUAGCUUUGCAAUUCCUACAAGCUGGAGCCAGCGUUUUGCAAGUUUGUUCUGCUAUACAGAAUCAGGAUUUUACUUUAAUCGAAGACUACUGCAGUAGUUUAAAGGCCUUGCUUUAUCUAAAAGCCAAUCCGCCCCCCGUAAAUGGCAGCGUUUGGGAUGGGCAAUCACCACCUACCCCAAAACAUCAAAGGGGCAAAAGAGUGCUACACUUAACAACAGAAAAGAACGAGAUUCUAGGUUUUUUUGGCCCCUAUCGGAAGCUAAGACAAGAGCGCAUAGCUAAAUUGCAUGAAGAAAAAGGGCCCAUGUGGCAAGUAGAAGAAAAUAACUGUAUGACUCAAGACGAUUGCUGUGCUGGUCCACAAGCUGCUCCGAAACUCUCAGAGGUAAUAGGAAAGGCAUUGCCCUUUAUAGGAAGCUAUAAAAGUUUGGACAACAAACAGCAAGCAGUGGCGCUUAUAGAUGACGAUCUGUGCAUUAAUUGCGGCAAAUGUUAUAUGACUUGUGCUGAUAGUGGUUACCAAGCUAUUAAGUUUGACUCUGACACUCACAUACCUCAUGUAACCGAGGAUUGUACUGGAUGUACCUUGUGCGUUUCAGUUUGUCCCAUUAUCGAUUGCAUCAGCAUGGUACCCAAGAUAUCCAAGCAUAUUGUUAAACGUGGUUUAAGUGAAGAAAAGUAUGUUCACGCCUUAACUCCUGUGCGUCAAAUGCUUUAAAUUCGUUGCGGUUGAUUUUAUUUUUGUAUUUAUUCCAAAAAUUUUAUAAGCAUGGCAUUCUCUGCUUUUGUAUAUUUGUAUAAAGAUUUUUACUUCAAUUAUUAAAUAGUUAAUCCUUACAGUAAAUUUUUGAUACCCACCAUCUCGUACAAAUAUCUAAUAAAAUUGUUGGACAGAAUGUCAGGUACUCAAUCGAUCAGUUUGUCUUAUAGUUAUAAUUUUUCACGUAUGCAUAUGUGCGUAUGUGCGUAUUUUUGUAUCUAAGGGAGAACAAAUUUAAUACAACUUUGUUCUUAUACGAUAGGUACAUUAGUAAGAUUUGAAUUAUAUAAUUAUUCCUUUAAUAGCAAUCGAAAUGGACAUAAAAGUCCUUAAAAUAUAUAUUCUGUGAUCAUCAGAAUCUUAUCAUCGUAGUAAAGUCAGUCGGACCACAAUUUCCAUAUUACAAAAUAAUGCUUACCAUUUUGGCGGAGAAGUCCAAAUCUUCUGAUUUUUCGGUUGAAACCCAAUGUUACAUAUUACACAAUUAUCAGCUACUUAUUUUACUAUUAU